Desarmillaria tabescens is the source of this 1267-nucleotide messenger RNA. Its product is annotated as cytoplasmic tRNA 2-thiolation protein 1. Gene Ontology annotation, molecular function: tRNA binding. The coding region runs from base 188 to 1252 and encodes 354 amino acids. The transcript has 7 exons. Gene Ontology annotation, cellular component: cytosolic tRNA wobble base thiouridylase complex; mitochondrion. NCBI's taxonomy places the organism in Eukaryota, Fungi, Basidiomycota, Agaricomycetes, Agaricales, Physalacriaceae. Gene Ontology annotation, biological process: tRNA wobble position uridine thiolation. The record is from RefSeq and is a predicted model, not a curated record.
GGCACUUCGAGAGGCCACACCGUGAGAUGUCAUGUACACUAUUCUAUUUUGCUUUCCUGGUUCUGCUUGUUCGAUUCGCUGUAGCAUACUAUUACUUUAUCGCUGGGGAAUAUUUGUAUUACGGAAAAAAUGUGACAACCUAUAGUUGGACGGAUAUUAUUUAUUUAUACCCUUGCUUUUAACCGUCAUGGCACCCAAGACUUGUGCGCUGUGCAAAACAUCCCGAGCGAUGCUGAAACGUCCCAAGACUGGACAGCAGAUCUGCAAAGAAUGUUUUUUCUAUGUUUUUGAGACGGAGGUGCAUAAUACGAUAAUUGAAUCGAAGCUGUUUCAGCCUGGGGACCGGGUCGCAAUUGGAGCGUCUGGAGGGAAAGACUCCACCGUCCUGGCGUAUGUCAUGAAGACGCUGAAUGAACGAUACCAUUACGGUCUCAAUUUGUUUCUCUUGUCCAUAGACGAAGGAAUAACAGGCUACCGGGAUGACUCACUCGAGACAGUGAAACGGAACCAGGAGCAAUACGACAUGCCCCUCAAGAUCUUGUCUUACGACGAGCUCUAUGGAUGGACCAUGGACGCCAUUGUAGCAGAGGUGGGCCGGAAGAACAACUGCACCUUUUGUGGGGUUUUUCGAAGGCAGGCACUGGACCGGGGCGCUGCUAUGCUUAAUGUAGACCACAUUGUUACGGGCCAUAAUGCAGAUGAUAUUGCGGAGACGGUCUUGAUGAAUAUAAUGCGGGGAGAUAUCGCGCGGCUUGGUCGAUGUACCUUGAUAUGUACUCAAGGGGAGGACACAAUACGACGGUCAAAGCCUUUCAAGUAUACCUACGAGAAGGAAAUCGUCAUGUACGCUUAUUUCAAAAAACUGGACUACUUCUCAACAGAGUGCAUAUACUCACCCGAUGCGUAUCGGGGCCAUGCACGGACUUUCUUGAAAGAUCUCGAAGCUGCCCGGCCGAGUGCUAUUAUAGACAUCAUCCAUUCUGGUGAAGCAUUUGAAGUCAGCGAAGAAGUCAAGGCAACGCAGAAAUUACAACAGACGUGCAAGAGAUGUGGUUACAUGUCAAGCAACGAGCUAUGCAAGGCAUGCACCCUUCUGGAGGGGUUAGAGCGCGGAAUGGCUAGUUCUGGCAUCACGGAGCGUGCGAGGAAAAGAUUAGAAGCUGAAGGCCCGACUCCUGAUAAUCUUCGUACCAUCCCUUUCUUCAAACCGCCGUCCGGUAAUCCGACUGUCACGAUAGAAGUGCCUUCAUAACAAGAUCUCCACUGU